GCACCAAUUUCGCGCGCUUUUAAGUUAAGAAUUGAGCUGUCUGUGUUUGCAAGUUUAUACUUUUAAAACUAUUUUUAUUGAAUAAUAAAGUUGACGAAAAAAUGUCGUCACCACCAAGAACUUCUUCCCAAUCAACGAACGGAUCUAGAACGCCAAGUCGUGGUAAUCGUACUCCAAGUAGACAAAGUCAGAAUGGCACUCCAAGUAGACAAACACGAAGUACAGCGGGAAGUGCAACUCCGAGUCAACAAAGUCAAAAUGGUACACCAAGAGCAACACGCCGUACUGCUGGUAGUGAAACUCCAAGUCGACAAGAUGAAACCCCAAGUAAACGUAGAAUGACUCCAUCAAAACGAUUAUUAACAACUCCAGCUAAAUCAACUAAUGAAGAUAAUGGAUCCGUUUCAACUCCGAUGCGUUGGGGUACUCAACGUCCUGAUCAAGGAGUCACAGUUGCUGAUUCUGAUGUAGAAAUACCUGUAAGCUCACCUCCUCAAAAUAUUGUUGCCACAAGUCCUGAAGUUGCACCAAUUAGCGAGAUAGGUGAAAUGAGUUCUCCAUUGAAUUAUGGCACACCUAGUUCUAUGGGCUCUAUUCGUACACCACGGUCUGGAGUAAGAGGUACACCGAUGCGACAACGUCCAGAUAUUCGUGUGGAUAAACGUAUUCGCCAAGUUCCUUUGGCAUCUGAUCAGUUGGAACCAAUUCCCGAAUCAUCUGAAACUGAUAAUGCUGAAAAUCAACUUGUAAUUUGGGGUACCAACGUCGUGAUUUCACGUUGUAAAGAACAAUUCAAACAAUUCAUCUUACGGUACAUUGAUCCAGAAGCCGAAGAAGAUGAACGAAUGGAAGGAAUGAAUAUUAAUGAACCAUUAUAUUUACAAAAAUUGGAUGAGAUCCAUACUUUAGAAGAACCUUUUAUGAAUGUAAAUUGUGGACAUAUAGAAACAUUUGAUGCAAAUCUAUAUCGACAAUUAGUAUGCUAUCCUCAAGAAGUAAUUCCAGCUUUAGAUGCGGCAGUUAACGAAAUGUAUUUUGAACGAUAUCCAGCUGAUACUUUGGAACAUCAAAUUCAAGUUCGUCCGUUUAAUGCGGCUAAGACUAAAAACAUGCGCUCCUUAAAUCCUGAAGAUAUCGAUCAAUUAAUUACAAUCAGCGGAAUGGUAAUUCGUACAUCACACAUAAUUCCCGAAAUGCGUGAAGCUUUCUUUAAAUGUAUCGUAUGCUCAUUUACAACAACAGUUGAAAUUGAUCGUGGUCGUAUUGCUGAACCUACAGUGUGCACAAAUUGUAACACAAAUUAUUGUUUUUCAUUGAUUCAUAAUCGAUCACAAUUUACGGAUAAACAAGUGAUUAAAUUUCAAGAAUCACCAGAUGAUAUGCCAGCUGGUCAAACACCACAUACGGUUGUGUUAUUUGCGCAUAAUGAUUUAGUUGAUGCUGUACAACCAGGUGAUCGUGUUACUGUUACUGGUAUCUAUCGUGCACUUCCAACUCAAGUGAAUCCACGUAUGCGAAAUGUUCGUUCUAUUUAUAAAACACAUAUUGAUGUUGUGCAUUUCCGCAAAGUGGAUAAUAAACGAUUGUAUGAGCAAGAAGACGGAAAAGAUCAUAGAUUCCCACCUGAACGUGUCGAAUUACUACACAUGUUAUCGAAAAAAGAGGAUGUUUAUGAACGAUUAGCUCGUGCUAUUGCACCUUCUAUUUAUGAAAAUGAGGAUGUUAAAAAAGGAAUCUUAUUACAAUUGUUUGGAGGCACUAAAAAAACUCACGUGGCAUCAGGGCGCGCUAAUUUCAGAGCCGAAAUUAACAUAUUAUUGUGCGGAGAUCCUGGUACUUCAAAAUCGCAAUUAUUAUCAUAUGUAUUUAACUUGGUUCCAAGAAGUCAAUAUACAUCAGGAAAAGGUUCUUCAGCGGUGGGAUUAACAGCUUACGUUACCAAAGAUCCAGAGACUAGACAACUUAUUUUACAAACGGGAGCAUUAGUUCUUGCUGAUAAUGGUGUAUGUUGUAUUGAUGAAUUCGAUAAAAUGAAUGACGCAACUCGUAGUGUGUUGCAUGAAGUAAUGGAACAGCAAACAUUAAGUAUCGCAAAAGCUGGAAUUAUUUGUCAAUUAAAUGCACGGACAUCAAUUUUAGCUGCAGCUAAUCCGUGCGAAUCACAAUGGAAUAAAAAUAAAACAAUUAUUGAAAAUGUUCAAUUGCCGCAUACAUUGAUGUCUAGGUUUGAUUUAAUAUUUUUGAUAUUGGAUCCACAAAACGAUAUAUUUGAUCGUCGUCUAGCUCGUCAUUUAGUUUCUCUAUACUACAAAUCACCAGAAGCGGAAGAAGAUGAGUUGAUGGACAUGGGAAUUCUAAGAGAUUAUAUUGCAUAUGCUAAAGAACAUGUACAUCCAAAACUUAGUGAAGAAGCAUCACAAAAACUUAUACAAGCUUAUGUAGAUAUGCGUAAAGUUGGAUCCGGUCGAGGUCAAAUAUCAGCUUAUCCACGACAACUUGAAUCAUUAAUUCGAUUGGCUGAGGCUCAUGCUAAAGUACGUUUUUCGAAUCUCGUAGAAGUAGUGGAUGUUGAUGAAGCCUGGAGAUUACAUCGUGAAGCUUUAAAACAAUCCGCUACAGAUCCAUUAUCCGGUAAAAUAGAUAUUGGAAUUUUAACAACAGGAUUAAGUACUACUGCCCGUAAGCGUAAAGUGGAAUUGGUGAAAGCUUUAAAAGACUUAAUUACUGCUAAGGGAAAAGUACCUACAUUAAAUUACCAAAAAUUGCAUAUGGAAAUAAAAGAAGCAUCUCAAAUUAUGGUUACACGAGAAAUGUUUGAAGAUGCCCUCAGAGAAUUACAGGAUGAUGGUGUAAUUACUGUUAUGAGUAAAAAUACUAUUAGAAUAUGUCAUAAGUAAUUUUCCUUUAAGUUAUGUUUUAUACUAGUUAAGUUAUUGUUAAU
This is a messenger RNA of Chrysoperla carnea, 2941 nucleotides long. RefSeq names its product DNA replication licensing factor MCM4 (gene dpa). Lineage: Eukaryota; Metazoa; Arthropoda; Insecta; Neuroptera; Chrysopidae. Bases 102 to 2897 code for a protein of 931 amino acids. The record is from RefSeq and is a predicted model, not a curated record. Gene Ontology annotation, cellular component: nucleus; MCM complex. Gene Ontology annotation, biological process: DNA replication; mitotic DNA replication initiation; double-strand break repair via break-induced replication. Gene Ontology annotation, molecular function: single-stranded DNA binding; ATP binding; ATP hydrolysis activity. The transcript is spliced from 11 exons.